UCAUUACUCAUACCCCUUCGCUGUCAUCAUGCCUGCCUUCAACGUCGUCGUUUUCGCUGGUGACCACUGCGGUCCCGAGGUGACCGCCGAGGCUCUCAAGGUCCUCCGCGUCAUUGAGAAGCGUCGCGAUGAUAUCUCCUUUAACUUGCAGGAUCAUCUGCUUGGUGGUGCCUCGAUUGAUGCUGCUGGCGUCCCUCUUACCGAUGAAGCCCUCCACGCGGCUAAGAACGCUGAUGCCGUGCUUCUCGGCGCUAUCGGCGGGCCUAAAUGGGGCACUGGCGCCGUCCGCCCUGAACAAGGACUCCUCAAACUGCGCAAAGAGAUGGGCACAUUCGGCAACCUGCGGCCGUGCAACUUCGCGGCGCCGUCUCUCGUCGACCUCUCCCCCCUGAAGGCGUCCGUGUGCGAAGGCGUCGACUUCAACAUCAUCCGCGAACUCACGGGCGGGAUCUACUUCGGCGAGCGCCAAGAAGACGACGGCAGCGGGUUCGCGAUGGACACGGAGCCGUACUCGCGGGCGGAGAUCGAGCGGAUCACGCGUCUGGCGGCGCACCUGGCGCUGCAGCACGAGCCGCCGCUCCCCGUGUGGAGUCUGGACAAGGCCAACGUGCUGGCCACCAGUCGGUUGUGGAGGAAGACCGUCACCGAGGUCAUGGCCAACGAGUUCCCCCAGCUGAAGAUCGAGCAUCAGUUGAUUGACUCCGCCGCCAUGAUCAUGGUCAAGGAGCCCAGGAAGCUGAAUGGUAUCGUCGUCACGAGUAAUCUGUUCGGCGAUAUUAUUAGUGAUGAGGCCAGCGUUAUUCCCGGUUCUCUGGGCUUGUUGCCCAGUGCUAGUUUGAGUGGCAUCCCUGAUGGGAAGACUAGGGUUAAUGGUAUUUAUGAGCCUAUUCAUGGCUCCGCCCCCGACAUCGCCGGCCGCGGCAUCGUCAACCCCGUCGCCGCCAUCCUCUCCGUCGCCCUGAUGAUGCAGUACUCGUUCGGCCGGUUCGCCGAGGCCCGCGCCAUCGAGGCCGCCGUGCGCAACGUGCUCGAGGCGGGCAUCCGCACCGGCGACAUCGGCGGAAAGGCGACGACCAGCCAGGUCGGAGAUGCUGUUGCGGCUGAGUUGGAGAAGUUGCUGUGAGCGGCUUCUUUUCUUUCUGUCUUUCUUUCUUUCUUUCUUUCUUUCCUUUUAAUUAAAGAAUUUGCC
Aspergillus heteromorphus CBS 117.55 is the source of this 1189-nucleotide messenger RNA. It is a transcript of the gene leu2A, whose product is annotated as 3-isopropylmalate dehydrogenase LEU2. The record is from RefSeq and is a predicted model, not a curated record. Gene Ontology annotation, molecular function: 3-isopropylmalate dehydrogenase activity; magnesium ion binding; NAD binding. The coding region runs from base 29 to 1123 and encodes 364 amino acids. Gene Ontology annotation, cellular component: cytosol. NCBI's taxonomy places the organism in Eukaryota, Fungi, Ascomycota, Eurotiomycetes, Eurotiales, Aspergillaceae. Gene Ontology annotation, biological process: L-leucine biosynthetic process. The transcript has 6 exons.